This is a messenger RNA of Talaromyces rugulosus, 1407 nucleotides long. RefSeq lists its product as uncharacterized. Bases 1 to 1407 code for a protein of 468 amino acids. Gene Ontology annotation, molecular function: oxidoreductase activity; heme binding. NCBI's taxonomy places the organism in Eukaryota, Fungi, Ascomycota, Eurotiomycetes, Eurotiales, Trichocomaceae. Gene Ontology annotation, cellular component: endoplasmic reticulum. The transcript is spliced from 2 exons. The record is from RefSeq and is a predicted model, not a curated record.
AUGUCAACAGUGCAAGAAUACACUGUGGAGGCUGUAGCAGCCCACAAUAGCAGAAGCGACCUGUGGAUUAUCAUUCAUGGAAAGGUGUAUGAUAUCACCGAGUACGUGAGAGAUCACCCCGGUGGUGCAGAUGUCCUGAUUGAUGUUGCUGGGAUCGAUGCGACCGCCGCAUAUGAGGACGUCGGCCAUUCCAAAGACGCCAAUGAUAUCUUGGAAUCCUACUUGGUUGGCAAUGUCAAAGAUGCCAUCGGGUUCACUAAGCCUAAGGCUGUUCGGCUCAUUCCGCAAAAGCCUCAAACCACCCAAAACACUCAGAAGCCUCUUUCUGCUAUCGGAACUGCACUAGCACCUGGAUCUCUUGGGGGCGCACUCCUGUAUUACCUAUACUCUCGAAGCCGUGUUGAUGGUGAGGCGUUGGCGAAAGUGUCCCAGGUUUUAAGCAACUGGGGAUCUACGACUAGCCUUUCUCAUGGAGGAGUCCUGAGCGGGGGUUUUUCAAAGGGAUUUGUCGCUGCCACCCUUCUAUGUGCUACGAUCGGCGGUUUUGUUGGAACAAAACUAUCCAAAAUGGUUGAAAUUGACUCUGGAUUCACCAAAUAUCCCCCUCAUAUAAAAUCUCGCCUCGCCAAACAGCCAAAUCCACAUCUUCUCAAGGGAUACCUUGACCCGAAGGAAUACAAGGCCCUCCCCUUGGUUAAAAAAGACCAACUGGCCCCCAAUGUAUACCGCUUUGUCUUCCAACUACCGCGACCACAGGGUAUUGUUGGGCUUCCAAUCGGCCAGCAUGUUGCUAUUAAAGCUACUGUUGAUGGACAAGCUAUUGCUAGGUCAUACACGCCAACGUCGAACAACUUGGACUUGGGGAGGAUCGAGUUACUGAUCAAAUGCUACCCAGAUGGAUUGCUUACCGGGAAAUAUUUGGCUAAUCUGAAAGUGGGUGACCAAGUUCAGUUCCGUGGCCCUAAAGGGGCAAUGAAAUAUCACAACAGUCUCUGUAAAAAGAUUGGGAUGAUUGCUGGCGGGACUGGAAUUACCCCGAUGUACCAGCUCAUUCGCGCCAUCUGCGAGGAUGAUGCUGAUACAACGGAAGUGAGCCUAAUCUAUGCCAACCGUACUGAAGAGGAUAUUCUCUUGCGGCAGGAGCUAGAAGCAUUUGCCCGCGAUUACCCUAGAAACUUUAAGCUCUGGUACAUGCUGGAUCACCCCCCAAAAGAUUGGACCUACGGAAAAGGUUAUGUGACCCCCGCUGUAAUGGCUGCUAAGCUCCCUGGAUCAUCUCCUGAUACAAAGGUUAUGCUCUGUGGUCCGCCGGGUAUGGUUAACGCGUCGAAGAAUGGUUUGAUUGAGAUGGGAUUCCAGGCUCCUGGACCGAUUUCAAAGAUGACUGAUCAGAUUUUUUGCUUCUAG